UCUUUGACGUGCAGCAGCAGGAGCCACACCUCUCCUCUCCGUGCGCGCGUUGUGAUUGUUGUGUGAGUGACAUGUCGCUCAGCUACCUCCCGGCCAUGGGCCACAGCCUCGGCAUGGGCGCCAUGGGCGCCGGCAUGGGCGCCAUGGGCGCUAUGGGCGCCAUGGGCACCAUGUACGCCGGCACCACCCUGCCCACGCACUCGCUCGAGGACCGCCUGCACGGCCUGCCGCUCUUCAGCACCUCGACGGGGGCCUUUGACGCCAUGGGCGCCCCGCUGUCACCUCCGACCAGCCCGACCAGCAGCAACGGCGGAGGCCAGCAGCUCACCGACCUCAGUCAGUACUCGGCGUCCAGCUACUACCACCCCAUGCCCAACGACUUCCAUCAUCACCACCACCACCACCACCCGCACCAGGAUCCACUGCAGCACCCCGAGGUCAAGCAGGAGCCGCUCACGUACCACCCGACCUUCCCGCUGAAUGCCAGCCCCGAGCACCUGCCCGAGCACCUCCCAGAGCACGACGCCAACCUCAUCUCCAGCACCACCGACAGCAGCCUGCCCCUGCAGAGCCACCACCAGCACCACGAAGCGGAUCACCACCACGCCGAUCACCACCACCAUCAGCAGCAGCAGCAACAACAACAGCCACUGCCCAGCCUGAUCAACGACCCCCUAUGCGACCGACUGGCCAGUGAUGAGGACGACGACGACCUGCUGGACUGCAAGCCGCCCAGGUCGCCGCCGGGCCUUGCGGGUCGCAAGCGCAAGAUGAGCGAGUGCAGCAGCGGCGAGGACCUGUCGGGCUCCGCCUGCAAGAUGCGGCGCCGCUCCUCGCCGCUCGAGAUGGACGUGCACAGCCAGAGGGUCAUGGCCAAUGUCCGCGAGCGCCAGCGCACCCAGAACCUCAACGACGCCUUUGCCAACCUCCGCAAGAAUCCGUCCGACAAGCUGUCCAAGAUCCAGACCCUCAAGCUGGCCGCCCGGUACAUCGACUUCCUGUACCAGGUGCUGCACGCGGGCGGCGUGGCCGCGCUCGCCGACUACACCGAGUCCGACGCAGACUCCGAACGCUCCGGCUCCAGCCCGGGUCCCUCGUCCGCCACCCGGCGCGCCUUCCGAGCCGCCUCCGGUGCCGCCGCGUCCGGGACCACGCUGUCACCGCCGCCCUUCGGCGGCGUCGGCCACGAGAAGCUGAGCCUGGCCUUCUCCGUCUGGAGGAUGGAGGACGACUGGAACGUCGGCAGCGCCAAGUGAUGACCACACGAUCCUCGCCGUGGGGCCUCCCUGGUUAUUUCGGGCGGCCGCGCCGCUCCCCUCGGCUCCUCUAUCCACUGCGCUAUCUGCCCUUCCAUCCUCCACUGGGGCCCCUUUGCUUUGUGAAGCGCAUCUUCGCGGAAGGGGAACGCGCAUCAUGGGGCCAAUACAGUGUGUGCUGUCGAAAGCGUUUCGUGAUUAUUAUUAUUGCUGUAACUAUAAUUAUUUUAUAAUUACCAACUUGCAGUCAGUGCAAAACCUUUGUUUUUAAUAAAGUGUACAAACGACGAGAGAGAUAUAUUUUGUUGUAUUAUAUUACGUUUGUAAAGAAAUUAUAUAAGUAUUGUUAAUUUUACUGUUUUCGAUACAUUCUCUGGUGACGUAGGUGAUAGUGGUGGAGAAACAGAAGAGAAAUUCAUUUGAACUUGUUGUGAACUUGUAGUGACUUGUUUUGACAAGUGCUUUAAUGAGUAUGGGCUGGCUUAUGGUGCUACAUAGUAAUUUUGCGAUCCUGACCUUAGAGUGCUGUGGGAAGGAGCAAGCUGUUUUGUGAUAUUUGACUUGUAUGUACAAAGUUUCCGGUCCAUGGUCCAUCAAAUUUAACUAUAAUGAUUACGCUCGAUCAAAUCUGAGAAGAUGCACUUUGCCCUCCCAUGUAGAAUUAUUAUACGCUCUGUGAUUGUUAAACUUUGAGUACUAUUGACAAUGAUGUUUUUUUUUUGCUCCAAUAAUAUCAGACCUGUGUGAUACAAAUGUCUAUUUUUUAUAGGUGAAAGAUCUUGGGCACGUCUUUAUGUCCGUUUCAGUCCGUGUACAUUCCUUGAUGAGAUUGUACAUUCUUGAAUAAUUAAAAAUAAAAAAUUACUUUAUUUACAAAAGAACCGAUUGUUCACUUUUUUGGUUUACACGCGACCCCAAUUUCGCCAGCGUCCUGUUUUUGUUUUUUAC
Molecule: messenger RNA, 2204 nt
Organism: Frankliniella occidentalis (western flower thrips)
Lineage: Eukaryota; Metazoa; Arthropoda; Insecta; Thysanoptera; Thripidae
Product: protein twist-like
Biological process (GO): regulation of transcription by RNA polymerase II; developmental process
Molecular function (GO): protein dimerization activity; DNA-binding transcription factor activity, RNA polymerase II-specific; RNA polymerase II transcription regulatory region sequence-specific DNA binding
Source: RefSeq, a predicted model, not a curated record